Messenger RNA from Sceloporus undulatus (fence lizard), 3181 nucleotides. RefSeq names its product xylulokinase (gene XYLB). Gene Ontology annotation, biological process: D-xylose metabolic process; xylulose metabolic process. The transcript is spliced from 20 exons. Lineage: Eukaryota; Metazoa; Chordata; Lepidosauria; Squamata; Phrynosomatidae. Gene Ontology annotation, cellular component: cytosol. Bases 66 to 1673 code for a protein of 535 amino acids. The record is from RefSeq and is a predicted model, not a curated record. Gene Ontology annotation, molecular function: D-xylulokinase activity.
CGGUUAAUGGAGGGUGGUGUUGCAAAACGUUUCAGGGAGAAGCUGAGGAGGAGGAAGACGGCGCCAUGGCUGCCCCUUGUUACUUGGGGUGGGAUUUCAGCACCCAGAAGAAGCACCUUGUACAUUAUGUGGGAUCCCUACCAUUGAAGCUGAAAGUAAUUGCUGUAGAUGAAAAAUUGAGAGUCAUCCAUGAGGACAAUGUUAAUUUUGACAAGGAUCUUCCAGAAUUUGGCACUCAAGGUGGAGUCUCUGUUCACAAGGACAGACUAACAGUAACUUCUCCUGUAUUGAUGUGGGUGAAGGCCCUAGAUCUGAUCUUGGAAAAAAUGAAGUCUUCUGGAUUUAACUUUUCCAGAGUGAAAGCUUUAUCUGGAGCUGGACAGCAACAUGGGAGUGUCUAUUGGAAACAGGGUGCAAACUCUGUUUUACAAAACCUAUCACCUGAUCUUCCUUUACAUCAGUCAUUGCAGUCUUGCUUCUCUGUGAACAACAGUCCUAUUUGGAUGGAUUCUAGUACAACUGCCGAGUGUUCCUCUCUAGAAAAAGCUGUUGGAGGGGCUCAGAGACUGGCUGACAUCACUGGCUCACGGGCCUAUGAGCGUUUUACAGGAAACCAGAUAGCAAAGAUUUACAGCCUGAACCCUGAAGCCUACUCACAAACUGAGAGGAUCUCUUUGGUCAGCAGCUUUGCAGCCUCCCUUUUCCUUGGUGCGUAUGCUCCCAUCGAUUACAGUGAUGGUUCUGGCAUGAAUUUAUUAGAGAUCUAUGAGAAAGCAUGGAGUCCAGCCUGUCUUGAUGCUUGCGCACCUGGAUUAGGAAAAAAAUUGGGCCAUCCUGUACCAUCUCAUGAAAUACUAGGUUCCAUUUCACCAUAUUACAUUCAGCGUUUUGGGUUUAAUCCCAAUUGUAAAGUUGUAGCAUUUACUGGAGACAAUCCAGCCAUUUUAGUGAUGGUGGCUUAUAUCAGUCUUGGCACUAGUGAUACAUUGUUUCUCUGGAUUAAGCAGCCAAAGCCUGCUUUAGAAGGUCACAUCUUUUGCAGUCCUAUUGAUACAGAAGCCUACAUGGCCCUGCUGUGUUAUAAGAAUGGUUCUAUGAUGAGAGAGAAGAUACGAGAUGAGAUUGCUUCUGGCUCAUGGGAAGAAUUCUCCAAAGCAUUAGUAUCUACCACUGUUGGAAAUGAAGGAAAUGUGGGUUUUUAUUUUGAUGUCUUGGAGAUUAUACCCAAUGCUGAGGGAAUUCACAGAUUCAACAAGCACAACGAAAGAGUGACAACAUUUCCUAAAGAAGUGGAGAUACGUGCCUUGAUUGAAGGACAGUUCAUGGCCAAAUGGAUACACGCUGAAAAGCUGGGAUACAAAAUCUUGCCCACAACAAGAAUCUUGGCAACUGGUGGGGCAUCUCACAAUAAAGCAAUCUUACAAGUCUUGUCUGAUGUUUUCAGUGCUCCGGUCUACACUAUUGACACUGCUAAUUCAGCCUGUUUAGGAUCUGCUUACAGAGCAAUCCAUGGACUCGUCGCAGAGACAAGCGUGUCCUUGACUGAUGUCGUGAAAUUAGCACCAGGGCCCAAAUUAGUUGCUACUCCCACAGCUGGCGUGGCUCAGGUCUACCAAUCUUUGCUUAAAAGAUAUAUGGACCUUGAGGAGCAAGUGCUGAAGAGGUCAAAGUAACAUCACAGAAGAGAGCCAAGAAUCAAGCCAUCACCUUAAAUGAAAAGGAAACUAGAGAUCAGAAGAAACUGUGUUUGUAAUUGUGUAAAGCAUUCCUUCAUUCUGUACUUGAAAGAGUGAAAUAGUGAUUUGAUAUUAUCUAAAAAAUGGGCAACAAAUGCUGGUAACAUUUGAUCUCCUUGUCACUGCCUGUCAUGACUGGUGCUGAAAAGUCCUUACAUCAUUUUACCCUUCCAUGCCACCUCUUUCAUCCUAACAGCUAAAUGCUGGACAGUAGAAAAAGCCUCCCAAUGCAUUCAGCUUGGUGUACUUGCUGGAAGUUGUAUAGCAAUCCACUCCAAACUGAAUCAGUUUCUUCCUGCAUCCUGUCAGAGGCUGGAUUUUGUUUUAGUUCCAGGCAACAAAAACAGAUCUAUUGAGGUUUUCCACAGGCUGUGAUACACAGUGAGUAGCAGACUAUGCAAGCAUGGAAUCCAGUGUCUUGAUAAAAGUAAAACCUAGGGUCCAGUAGGCAGGAGGGAAAUGGGAGAAAUGCACAUAUCACCUCUCCCAGUCCCUCUAUUCUCCCUGUUGCUUUCCCAGGAGGGAUAAUCUUUUUAAAAGCUGUUAGACUCAAUCAGGGAUGUCAUGGGCCUGAAUCUACAGGAACCUAAGUGGAGGAUGGAGGUCUUGGAGAUGUUUCAUUUACAGGGUCUCCAUGAGUCAGGGUUGACUUGACGGCAGUUAAAAACCACGAAUAACAAUGGUUGCUCUACAGUGUUGGGAGCCUUCCCCUCUAAACACACAAGCACACGCAAGACUCUCACCUCAGCAAUCUCCUAGCUACUAAAAUAGGAGGAGGGGGAACCAGCAGUGACAAAAUCCUUCUCUUUGGGUGCAAGGAUCACUGCCAUGUUCCUUUUUUUCUCCUCUUCAUCCUCCUAUAGGAAGAGGCAGGGGAGCAUGAGACAAGCAGCUUCUGGCACUUCAUAUUGGUGAUGGCCCAGAAGCCUGGCCCUCCCCAGUCCAUACUGUCUAUUUAGCUGUCCUUGGGAUUCACACUAUACUUCGGAGUUUGUAGGUUUGGCUAAAUCCUCCUACAUGCAGUGCCAAGUGAAGACUGAAAGCCUACCUAUACUGUAAAAUUAUAUUGGCUUUAUAUCAGUUAAUAGUCAUGUUUUCCCCACAGAGAAUCCUGGGAAUGGUAGUUUGGUACAAUUUGCGUAAAAUGCAUAAAGGUAUCUAGCACACACCUUUUCACUGAACUACAGUCUCAUGGGGAAAAGGCAUUGCUAUUUAAUCUAUGCAAGUCUGCAUUGUAGAUUAACCAGUGAAGGAUUGAGCAGAUCUUUUAUGGUUUAUAGUAGUAGGUUGUUACAUCCUGUGCAGUUUUAUGUGGCACUUUUAUUCUAUAGCCUUUUUUUAUGUUUUGUCUUCUAUGAGAAAUUUUUUAAAAAGAAGCUACUUAAAUACGUAGAAAGCUGGAAUUGUGGAUGAAAAAUUAAUAAAUAAAAUUGAUGUGUAUUGUC